AGUGUGGACAGUAGGCCUAGCCAUAGAAAUCAAGUUGCGUUUUCAGAUUUCUCCGGCUUAGUGUAGACAUUAUUAGACUGAUUUAUGGAUUGCCGGAGGCUUUGAGAAUGUAUGCGGUCCAAGAUUUUCAUAUAUAUUUUUGGCGAUGGUUAUUUCAUUCAGUGUAAAGCCUGUAGCUAGCUGUUCGGCGGUUGCGAGGCCUUGUCGAUGUGCCAGUGACGUAACGAAACCGCAAGUCGGAAAGCAUUGCAUGUUUCAGUGAUAAAGAAACGUGUCACUCUUUUAAAACUGAAGCUGUAAGAAGUUGUUUUCUUGAUCAUGAUACUGUCUACAGACUGACUAGACCUUUUUGAGUAAUAACUUGCAUGCCUUAAAUUUCAGCUUCUAAUUCCCCGAGCAGCAUGGAAACUCUUACUGAGAAAUUCAGAAACCCGUCUACUCUUCGUAAAGUAGCAAGUGCUCUGGGAAAAGACAAAAAAAUUCCCUGAGCAAACUUGAGUUUAAAAUUACAGCUUUUUCAAAUAAUGGUGAAAUUAUUGGAAGUGCUAACAUUCUAACAGCAUCCUUUGUUUUGAGAUUUAAAACGAUUUUUAUGCCGAAAUUAGCGAGCAAAUGCAAAUCAGGUUUAACUUAACAAUUAUGCAAAAGCUACAGCUAAUGUCUGUCAGUUGAUUAAUUAGAAAACAUGUCGGGGACGAUCGUGAUGUGAUAAGGCAUUGGCAAAAUAAAGCAAGGAUGCCAUCCGAUCGGUAUCUCGUUGAAAAAAAGGGAAAAAUGUGAAUAGACGUAUUUUUGCCGUCUUAAUAACCAUAAUCACUGAAAUAAUCAAUGAUGGUAAAAGAUAUCCUACUGCGCAAUACCGUGAAAAAGAUUAACUUUCUCGAAUGGACCAUUUCAUUUCACUUAACAUCAGUCAAAUGUUGGCAAAAUCAUUAGUCAAGAUCACUGGGGUGUCGUAAAUUUUUUACCUCACUUUUUGCUUUUCAAGGUUUUGCACUUUGAUUUCGAACGUGAGAGAAAUGACGCACAAGAUUUAAAAAAUUAUGUUUUCCUGAAGUGGCCAUGUCCGUUGACUAUAGGAUUAUGUCAGGAAUAGUUAACACAGCUGGUCUAGAUAACUUGAUGAUAUGACAUAAUACAGGGAUUUUACUUUAGGAGUCGCAUUUUACCGUUUGCUUUAGUUUAAAACUGACGCUAAAUUUUUCUAAACCUUUUGUUGACGAUCUGCACUGCACUCGAAGUUGUGGAUACGGUGCAAAAUUUUUAAUUUCCCGCAGCUAUUCGACAUAAUAUACCGAGAGACGGUCCCAUCUGUUAGGAAUUGCGGAGCCCCGUUUGUGGCAACGCACUCGAUGUGUGAAAGUGUAGCUGUUCGUAAAUUGUUAAUGGCAUAUAUUUAUCGCAUAAAGCUAACUUUCAAUCUUCACUUAUUUACCUAAGUCGCAGGGUUCCUCUUCAAGUGGCUUGACGCAGUUUGCUCAAGAAAUGGCGGGAUAGUUAGCAAUGUUUUGAUGGCUCUUUAGAGGACAAAGAUGGUGACGCUUCGCUUGUUACUUGAUGUCCACGUCGGCAAAUGGUUAUGUUUAACCUGGUUUUUGAUAAAUGUUCUGGACGUUCAAGGGACAUUUCCAAGUAGCGAUACUGUCACUAAAGCACGUUGCAUCGCCAACUGCUACACUAUGACUGGAAGUCACAAUAACGACUCGGAGAAAACUUGCCAGACUACAGCCUGUCAAGAGUGUUUAUCACCAUGUGAGAUUUGGAAGUUCUUUUUAAAUGAAACAGAAUGCCUGCAAACCUGCUUGAAAUCAGGUAGUUGCAAGGCAAGUUGUAGAUUUUUGACGCAUAUAACGAACCUCUCCUCGACAUUGGUUGGAGAUGGAUCUACAUCACCGACACCUGGAGUACCAACAGUGGCAAACAAGAAUUUCACCUCAAUCUCACUGAAAUGGGAUCCUGUGCAGAAUACGACUGGUACCGCUGUGUACUUGAUAGCUAUGAACAUAAAGGGAGAUGAGGUUCUGACUUCCCCUCAUUACUUCUUAGAGGUAUUCACAGUGCCACAGGCCACGAUAGAAACGCGACUAUUGUGCGCACUAGUUGAUAGGGGAAAUCCAAACAGGAGGAAUACCUUCGACGGAUUGUACUACAAAUUCCACAUAGCAGCGCUUACUGAGAAUUCGUCUAUUAGUUACGGAGCACAAACAACUGAUAUAUCUCUGCCGCAGCCUACUCCAGUCAGUAACAUAACACCUCCAAGUUUUGAAUAUGAAAGUGCUCGUUCGCAACGUAAACUGAAGUUGACGGUGUCUUGGGCUCCACCAGAACAAUCUCAACAUGUUUCAAGCUACGCUAUGAUCUGGGAUUACCUAUGUAUUUCUCAAACUGCCCCCGUUUCUCCGCUUUGGACAACAACCGGGUCUCCGCAACCCAGUGGAUCUAUCAACAUUGAUGAAGAAAUAAAGAAAUGCAACCACACGUUAAAGGUUUAUGCGCUGUCUCAGUGUAUACCUAGCAGUGUAACAAUGAUUACUUAUGAAUAUCCUGGCUGCAGAAAUAUCUCCAGUUAUCCCAAAGACCUAUGCUACAAGUUCGAUCCUCCUGAUUCCCCAGACGAUUACAGAGAAGUGAGAAACGUCAACCACACUGUGAUGUCCAUAGAUGAUGCUUACACAUUCACUAUCAAUGUAACAUGGGAUCCACCCAUCUACCCCUAUAAACGAGUUCAGUCUUACAAUGUCAUCUGGCGAAAACGAAGUGAAUUCUCUGCUAUACCUCGAAAAUCUUACGUAACGUCAUAUUUAGUAGGACCUUUGCAGCCCAGAGAAACUUAUGAGAUCAGACUUAAACCGAACUUUGAGGAUAAAACUCCACCAGGCAAUGAAAUAAAAGUCGAAAUAUCUACUCCCCAUCCUGAUCCAUCACAAGUCACGGUGAGAAGCCUGGUGCUUAAUGACUUCACCUUUAAACUUCCAACUGAGACAUUCUCACUGAAUGUAACCUGGCAAAAACCGUCGUUUAAUUACAGCCAAAUUAAGUCUUAUGUGAUUUCGUAUCGCGUGGACAAUGGAAAAGAAACUAGAACGCAAACAAGCAAAACUUUUUUCAACAUUGAUGGAAUCUCACACGGGCAACCCGUGGCGUUUAAUGUGACACCGCAGUAUAUCAACAACAGAAUACGAGCAGUUCCAUCUGUUAAGAAAAUUCAUGGGCCAGUACCGAAUGAUGAAGAGAUUUCUGUACAGCAACUGCAGCGUACAGGAGAUUUUGUUGAAGACAAACAAACUAACACAUUUGCCGUCAACUUCACUUGGAAACCACCAUCAUUCCAAUACAGAGACGUGCUUUAUUAUAACGUGUCAUACGGGUUCUCUGGCUACCCACGUGAUCAAUUUCCUUGUUCUUCAUUGGUCAAGGGCCCGAGAUGCAUAAUAACCGGUGUGAAAGAGACGAUAUUUAUGUUAUCAGGAAUACUUCCACAAGAUCAUGUCAUCAUCGAGGUGACACCUGUUUACAGGGACAAGUAUAUAUUGGGGAAAAAGCGACAACAAGAAGAGAUGGCUCCGGGCCCUAGAGAGGAAUUAUUGAAAGUUGUUGGACUGAGCCACGAUGCGCUAGUUCCCAGUUCUAAUGAGUUAUUCGGCACAAAAGUGUCGUGGCAAAAACCACUUUUCAACCACAGUGCAGUGAACCAUUACAGUUAUAAAAUAACCAAUGGCACCGACAAACUUGUCAGAAAUAAAGUACGACGAGCCAUUGAUCUCAACACCGUGUUUACAACGAAAUACACAAACGUCACCAUUGACGGGAUUCAGCUGGGUAAAGCAAUUGAAUUUAAGGUCACUCCCGUAUUUGAUGUGCACAUGGUGACUGGUAGAGAAGCCUCGAUUGCUAUUCUCAAGGCUGAAAUAGGUGAAAAGGAAUCCAGUUCCAUGACUCCUGGUGAGAUUGCGGGACUUGUCAUAGGCUUACUGCUGUUAAUCCUGAUUGUAAUCUGCUCGAUGGUUUGGUGCCACAGAGAACGACAAAGGAAAAAGGAGGCCAAAGGACUUGUUUCUGGCAAAAACGCGGUAAUGAUUGAUCACUGGGAGGUAGAUGGCAAUUUAGUGUCCUUGGAGAAGGAGCUUGGAGAGGGGGCCUUUGGUAAGGUGUACAAGGGAGCCCUCAAGGAACAUAUUCCGCUUUCUCAGAAACUGUCUUGGAAGACACCUGUGAACACCUCACGAACUGCAACCAUCAAAGGAAAUGAAAUGUUUACGGUUGCCGUUAAAAUGCUUCAUAAUAUGGCCGAUGGCGACCAAAGAAGAGAAUUUCUCGAGGAAAUUCAACUCAUGAAAGCUGUGGGAUCACACAAGAAUAUUGUUAACAUGCUGGGAUGUUGUACUGUGGAAGAGCCAAUGUUCCUACUGGUUGAAUAUGUUCCUUGUGGUGACCUGUUACAUUACCUCAGAAAACACAGGAGCAAGGUCAACGAAUAUCUCGGAGAUGAUUCUAGAGGGCCUUACCGUUCAACGUACUGCGAAACUUAUUUUACCGAUGGGAAUCCCACAGGAAUAUCUGUGAAGACAACUAAAAACGACCGCAUCUACGUCAAUGCUCCAAACAUGCCAAAAGAAAAGAAUGAGAAUAUCCAACUUCUAUCUUUUAAUUCUCACAACGCUGAAGGUCCUGGAACUGGCGAGGAAAACAAAGGCCUAGAUACUCAGGAAAAGGAGGACGAGCAAGACAAUAACGAAGAAAUCUUAACUCCAGGAGAUUUAAUGGCGUUUGCUUGGCAAAUUAGCCAAGGAAUGGAAUACCUUACAAAGAAGGGAUUUGUCCAUCGCGAUUUAGCAGCUCGCAACAUCCUUGUUGGGGAAAAGAAAAUUGCUAAAGUGGCAGAUUUUGGCCUAACUCGUCACGUGUAUGAAGAGAAAGUUUACCAUGCAAAGAGAAACAGAAAACUGCCAUUGAAAUGGAUGUCAAUCGAAGCCAUCUUUGAUCAAACUUUUACAGCACAGAGUGACGUAUGGGCUUUUGGAGUUGUCCUCUGGGAGCUAGUGACUCUUGGUGGUACGCCGUACCCUGCAAUCGACAACAAAGAGCUGCUUCGCCUGUUGAAAGAUGGAUAUCGAAUGGAGAAACCAGACACAUGCAACGAUGACCUCUACAACAUGAUGACAGAUUGCUGGAAGAAGUGUCCUGAGGCGCGCCCGACUUUUACUCAAAUGAGACAGAGACUGGAGGAGAUGAUGCAAAAGGACAAUCCGUAUUUGGAUUUGAGUGCUCUGGAUGAAACAAAAGAAUACUACAAUGUGCCUUCAUUUAACAGCCUUACUGAAGAGUCCACGGACGACUUGUUUGAUAAAGACGAUCAGGAGUGCCGUCAAGAUUCUAACGAAAAUAAGGAACUGGGAAGUGAGAAACCUACUGGAGAUUCAAAUGGAAACGAAACAAAAAGCUUUGAGCAAAUAGAGGAGAAAAAGAACACAAAAAAUACAGUAGCUUACGAUGGGUAUGGUAAAAUCGAUGAUCGAGGUGGUAAAAAUGUGACGAUCAAUUUUGAUGAGCUAGAAAUGAGCGUGUACAGACCGGCAGCUCGAGUAACGGCCUCCUAGCGUUUCACAUAGGAUAUCAACCUGUCAGUUAACUGUCAAUGUCAAUUGUCAGAAAUACCGUUAUCUAGCCUAAAUAUAGUCAAUUUUUAGGAUUUGCAAGGGCGUACCUUGCUACUUAUUGCUAGCUUAUAUUGGAAUAGAAAGGUCCACUGGUAUUUUCUUUUUAAAGUUUCCUUUGAAAAGACAACAACCGAACCGGUGAAACUGAAUUACUAGACUGAUGUUCAUCAUUAGCUGCCUCCCUAGGCGAAGGCUUAAAUGGUUAACGCUGGACGCCGGAGAAAGCAGUCCGACUUCAAACCCUUGCCGAGGUCACUGCGAGGUCACUCUCAGGACACAAGUGAGUUGAAGGCCGAGGCGUAACCCUACCAUAGACGUACGACUGGCAUCUCAUCCAGGGGGGAGUAGAAAUACUCCUAGUUGCUUAUCAGUGCUAUGGAACCCGGGCUAAACCCCAGUAGAACACUUGAAACACGUAGCACGAGGCAGACUUUGCCGUCCCUGGCUUCAAAAAUCCAACGACGACAAGUUAUUGAUUGGUAGACUGCGUAAGUUAGUUCACGAAAAACUUUAUUUUGACACCCGAUGUUUUGUCUGACGGUUGAAAACUGUUGAGAGCAAAACUUUACAUAAGAACUUCAAACAUUAUCGAACUUACAGCUUUAUAGUUGAAUACACAUAGUAUCUUCAGCCUCCAAUAUUUAAAUGAAAGGUAUCAUUUAUCAUUUUUGAAUUGCAUAAAAUGCAAUUUAAAACUGAAUAAAAUACAUAUUAAUAAAUAUCUCACUGACUGUGAGAGAUGUAGAAAGUGA
Orbicella faveolata is the source of this 6409-nucleotide messenger RNA. RefSeq lists its product as uncharacterized. Gene Ontology annotation, molecular function: transmembrane receptor protein tyrosine kinase activity; protein binding; ATP binding. Gene Ontology annotation, cellular component: plasma membrane; signaling receptor complex. Lineage: Eukaryota; Metazoa; Cnidaria; Anthozoa; Scleractinia; Merulinidae. The record is from RefSeq and is a predicted model, not a curated record. Gene Ontology annotation, biological process: cell surface receptor protein tyrosine kinase signaling pathway; multicellular organism development; positive regulation of kinase activity.